AUGUCGCGUAACGUCGUGGACCAGGACUUCGGCUCUGAAGAGGAGGAUGAUGACUUCAACCCUGUGGCUGCCAACGAUUCCGACGAUGAGGGUGGAUCCAAGCCGACGUAUCAGAACCACCACGAUGACGACGACGAAGAUGACGUGAAAGCUGGACGGCCGAAUCGCGGCGAGGACAACUCGCGAGCAAGACACCAGGUUGAGGAUGACGACGACGAGGAAGAAGAAGGCGAAAACCAGGAGGGCGAGGAUGAUGACGGGGAUGAGGAAGAGGAAGAAGAUGAAGAGGAUGAGGACGAUGAGGAUGCCGUAUCCGGUCGUCCACGGAAGCGAAGAAGACAACGAGCUGUUCACACCUUCAUUGAUUAUGAGGCUGGUGUCGACGAGGACGAAGAUGAGGCUGAAGACGAGGAGGAUGAGAUGGCCGAAUUCGGUGGCGAGAUGCAUCCUGACGAUAUGGACGCCCUACCAGUCGGCGCUGAGACUGAUGAUCGCCGCCAUCGCCAACUCGAUCGCCAACGUGAACUCGAGGCUAGCAUGGAUGCCGAAAAGCAGGCGCAGAUGCUCAAGGAACGUUAUGGUCGGAAGAACGCUGCCGCCUCCGAUUCAGUCGUCGUUCCUAAACGAUUGCUCCUUCCGAGUGUUGAGGACCCAAGCAUCUGGGGUGUCCGAUGCAAACCGGGCAAGGAACGUGAAGUUGUGUUUGCACUUCAGAAGCGGAUCGAAGAGCGACCUCCGGGAUCCCGUAAUCCGAUUAAGAUCAUGUCGGCCUUUGAGCGCGGGGGUGCCAUGAGCGGAUACCUUUAUGUGGAGGCUCGCCGACAAGCCGACGUCAUGGAUGCUCUGCAGGAUAUGAGCAACGUCUACCCGCGGUCCAAGGUCAUCCUAGUUCCGGUGCGGGAGAUGCCAGAUCUAUUGCGAGUUCAGAAGUCAGAAGAGCUCACCCCUGGAGGAUGGGUUCGGAUCAAGCGCGGCAAGUACCAGAAUGAUUUGGCCCAGAUCGAGGAAGUUGAAACGAACGGUCUUGCCGUAACUGUGCGCCUGGUUCCGCGACUUGACUAUGGAAUGAACGAAGAUACCGGUGCACCGAUGGUUGAUCCCAAGCGGAAGCGUCCCGGCGCGAAUCCCGCUGUUGCUCGCCCUCCCCAACGUCUGUUCAGCGAAGCCGAAGCCAAGAAAAAGCAUGGGAAAUAUCUCUCUGCGACGUCUGGUCUUGGUGGUAAAUCGUGGAACUACCUUGGCGAGACCUACGUCGAUGGGUUCAUGAUCAAGGACAUGAAGGUGCAGCAUUUGAUUACGAAGAAUGUCAACCCUCGACUAGAGGAAGUGACUAUGUUUGCCCGAGGCUCGGAAGACGGAACCGCCAACUUAGAUCUUGCAUCUCUGGCUGAGACACUCAAGAACUCGACUGCCGAAGAUUCAUACCUCCCCGGAGACCCGGUCGAGGUGUUCCGAGGUGAGCAACAAGGCUUGGUUGGUCGCACGAUUUCUACCCGAGGAGAAAUUGUCACUUUGCAGGUCACAGAUGGUGUUCUGAGGGGUCAAAGCAUUGAUGCACCCGUAAAAUCUCUUCGAAAGCGCUUCAGAGAGGGUGAUCAUGUCAAAGUCAUUGGCGGCAGCAGGUAUCAAGACGAACUGGGCAUGGUGGUGCAGGUCAAGGACGAUACCGUGACAUUGCUCAGCGACAUGAGUAUGCAAGAGAUCACCGUGUUCAGUAAGGAUCUCCGGCUGUCGGCUGAAACGGGCGUCGAUGGAAAGCUGGGCAUGUUCGAUGUCCAUGAUCUCGUCCAACUAGACGCUGCUACCGUUGGUUGUAUCGUCAAGGUUGAUCGGGAAUCGUUACGGGUUCUGGAUCAGAACGGCUCUCUUCGUACAAUCCUCCCCACCCAAGUUACCAACAAGAUCACCCCCCGUCGAGACGCCGUUGCUACCGACCGUAAUGGCGCGGAAAUCCGCCAUGGAGAUACGGUCCGUGAGCUUUACGGAGAACAGAGAAACGGCGUGAUUCUUCAUAUUCAUCGCUCGUUCCUGUUCCUACAUAACAAGGCUCAGGCCGAGAAUUCUGGCAUUGUCGUGGUGCGCACGACGAAUGUUGUUACCGUGUCUGCCAAGGGAGGCCGAUCCUCGGGACCCGAUCUUUCGAAGAUGAAUCCGGCCCUAAUGGGCAAAGGUAUGCCCGGUGGCGGUGGCAUGGGACCCCCCAAGAGCUUUGGGCGAGACCGGAUGAUUGGAAAGACGGUCAUGGUCCGCAAGGGCCCCUUCAAGGGUCUCGUGGGUAUCGUCAAGGAUGCCACGGAUCUUCAAGCGCGUGUGGAACUCCACUCCAAGAACAAGCUGGUGUCUAUUCCGAAGGAAAUCCUAGUCGUCAAAGACCCAGUCACCGGCCAGACAGUGGAGAUGGGGCGCGGCAGGGGAGGAGGCCGCGUUCCAUCAGCAGCUCCGCCAUCUAGCUGGCAUGGUGGUCGUACACCGAUGGGUGCUAUGGAUUCAUCCAGAACGCCUGCCUGGGGAGGUGCAUCCUCAGCUCGCACCCCGGCUUGGUCUGGUAUGGGUGGAUCUCGCACGCCCGCAUGGAAAAACGACGGAUCGCGCACCUCCAACCCUUACGACGGUAGUCGCACGGCCUAUGGCGGAGGAGGCCUCGGAUCUCGCACGCCUGCCUGGAAUGCCGGUGCUCGAACACCGUACGGGGACUCGGGAUCUGGAUCCAGCGGAUUCGAUGCCUUUGCCGCAGGAUCUAGGACUCCGGCCUGGGGCGCACAGAACGCCGGCAAUCGCACGCCAGCCUGGUCCGCCGGGGCCACGGCCAGCAACGGUAACAGGGGCUACGAUGCCCCCACCCCCGGUGGAAUGUAUUCCGCCCCGACUCCGGGAGCCUACGGUUCCGCUCCGACCCCUGGCGCUUCAGCCCCUACGCCUGGAGCCUGGGCAGACAGCGCACCGACGCCGGGAGCCUUCAACGCUCCCACGCCUGGCGGCCCGUCCAAGCGAGGCGCAUAUGACGCACCCACGCCAGCCGCAUUCGACGCACCCACACCGGCCAUGGGCGGGGUCUCCACGCCCGGGGCAGGCGCAUACGGAGAUGCUGAUGACGGGGGACCGCGCUACGACGAUGCAACUCCUAGUCCUUGA
Messenger RNA from Aspergillus steynii IBT 23096, 3132 nucleotides. It is a transcript of the gene spt5, whose product is annotated as transcription elongation factor spt5. Lineage: Eukaryota; Fungi; Ascomycota; Eurotiomycetes; Eurotiales; Aspergillaceae. Gene Ontology annotation, cellular component: DSIF complex. The record is from RefSeq and is a predicted model, not a curated record. The transcript has 5 exons. Gene Ontology annotation, biological process: regulation of transcription by RNA polymerase II; transcription elongation by RNA polymerase II; regulation of DNA-templated transcription elongation. Bases 1 to 3132 code for a protein of 1043 amino acids. Gene Ontology annotation, molecular function: protein binding; mRNA binding.